AUGGCUUCGCUGGCUGGUGCCGAAAAUGAUGAUUACGGACAGGCGAGCUCCUCGGAGCCGCUAUCCAAGGCUAGCAGCCAGAAAGAAACAUCCGAAAUCCAGACACUAGGUCGCAGAUCUAUUUGGCUCGACACAUGGCUAUUCGAGAGCCUUACGCUAGGAUUCAGUAUUGCGUGUUUUAUCGCUCUAUGCGGUGUUCUAAGAGCAUACGAUAAUAAAGUGCGGCCACAGAUGGCUUAUAGCUUAAGCCUCAACACGAUCGUCUCGGUGCUAGCGACAGGAUGCAAAUCCUCUUUGAUCUUAGCGAUAGGAGAAGCGAUUAGCCAGUUGAAAUGGUUAUGGUUUCAAGAUACGAGACGCAGACAGUUAUUUGACCUCCAGACAUUCGAUGCCGCUAGCAGAGGCCCGCUAGGCUCGCUGAUGAUUCUUAUCCAUCAUCGCGGCCGGUCGCUCGUCUCGCUGGGUGCAGUAGUUGUCAUCCUUCUACUAGCAUUUGAUCCGUUUAUGCAACAGGUCCUAAGCUAUCCUGUGCGAAAAACCGAUUCCAAUGAUAUUGGCGGUGCGGUUGCGCCACAGCUACGCGAAUUCAUUCCCACGUCGGUAACUCUCGAUUGGUGGACCGCCUUCGCGCAGGGAAUCUGGUCUAAUGAGAGCGUUAUCCUCCAGCCUACCUGUUCGUCAGACAGUUGUACUUGGAAGGAAUUCUCGUCGGUCGGCAUAUGUAGCCGGUGUGCUGAUAUGACUACCGUCGCUACGCUUAAGUGCAGUUUGCCCAACCUGACGGUAUCCUUCAACAGAACAUGCCAGAUCAUCCUGCCUCAUGGUGAUGCGUCUAAUUUUACCAUAGUCUAUGACGACGAUGAUGGUAGCUUGAGUCUCCCGGCCAGGAUGAUCUGGCAACCUUUUCAGUUCGACAUAUGGUCUGGAAAAUCUGGUCCCAAUACCACUUUUGCUGGCGUGGACCAUCCGCUCCUGACAUACGCGUAUGCUGAGAUUGGGUUCAACCACCAUAGUCUUUCACCCGGUUCCCGUGUCUCCGAUAGAAUCUUUAUCAAGAACGUGACUGACUGUACCCUUUCGGUCUGCCUUAGAGACUUCAAUGUCUCCGUAACGAAUGGGCACACUUCGAUACAAACUCUGAAAAUUGAUUUUGGCACAUAUUGGAACCAGACAGAAAAGCCCUAUACCGCAGAUAAAAUUGCGUGCUGGAGGCCUGGGCGCCCCCACGCCGGCGACCAAGCCAUGACCGAGUUCUCCUUUUGCAACGGUAAUUUGUGGGUCGUCACAGAUUAUGCUCAACCUUUGUUUCCUGCUGUGGAGCAAUUCGGAUGGGCGUUUAAUUCCACCCUCGACGGAUGGAUAGGCCCCUACGUGUCUCCAAAUGAUUUUGAUGGCCAUCUCCACUAUGGCCAUCCCAACCUUGGUCGCAUCGCGAAUGUCGGCUUCGAAAAAAUCAUUACAAACGUGGCCGCUUCCUUGACCAAGCUGGGCCUGGAGAAAACAAACUACAGUGUCAAUGGCACUGUACAUAUCACUGAGGUCUUUGUGAGCGUGCAGUGGCCCUGGCUAGCCCUUCCGGCCUUGUUGGUUCUCAUUGGGACUAUCUUUGUGAUCGCCACCAUUGCUGUGAAUAGAAGGAGUAAUGCACCCCUUUGGAAGUCGUCUGCUUUGGCACCCCUCUAUCAUGGAUUGGAGAGAUUUGAAAAAGAUGAGUACAUGACUGCUAGCAUCAUGGAGAAGGCGGCAGAGAGGGUAGUUGUUCAGCUGCAGUACUCUGCGCACAAUGGACGACUGAUGCUACGGUGGCAAGAAUUACCAGAUGCCUGUCAGGGUCCACUUCCGAGGGGCAUCCUAGAAGACAAAACGCCCCGUCAGGAGCAAAACCUUGGGCAACGCCAAAGAACUGCCCUCACUAUAUAA
This is a messenger RNA of Penicillium riverlandense, 1920 nucleotides long. Its product is annotated as DUF3176 domain-containing protein. The record is from RefSeq and is a predicted model, not a curated record. Bases 1 to 1920 code for a protein of 639 amino acids. NCBI's taxonomy places the organism in Eukaryota, Fungi, Ascomycota, Eurotiomycetes, Eurotiales, Aspergillaceae. The transcript has a single exon.